Dracunculus medinensis (Guinea worm) is the source of this 3498-nucleotide messenger RNA. The record is from the annotation of a GenBank genome assembly. Lineage: Eukaryota; Metazoa; Nematoda; Chromadorea; Rhabditida; Dracunculidae.
AUGAAUGGUAACAAUGAGGAUUUGUCGAAAAGCAUUAAAUCUUUGCAAGACAAGUGGCGAUUGGUGCCUGCAUUUUUACAAGUACGCGGUCUUGUUAAACAACACAUCGCCAGUUUUGACUAUUUCGUUAAUGAAGAUAUUAAGAAGAUUAUGCGAGCAAAUCAACGUGUUUUGUGCGAUUCGAAUCCAUCGUUUUAUCUCAAAUAUGUUGAUAUUCGGGUGGGAAUGCCAUCAAGCGAAGAAGGUUUCAAUGACAUCAAUAGUAAAAUCACCCCACACGAAUGUCGCCUUCGUAACAUGACUUAUUCAGCUCCGAUCAUGGUUGAUGUUGAAUAUUCUCGUGGUAAUCAACGUGUUUUGCGAACGGGUUUAGUCAUCGGAAAGAUGCCAAUUAUGCUUCGUUCAAGUCGUUGCAUUCUUAGAAAUAAAACAGAAGCACAGCUUGCCAAAGUGCAGGAAUGUCCGCAUGACCCAGGUGGUUAUUUUAUUAUUCGAGGUUCGGAAAAGGUAGUAUUGAUUCAAGAACAACUUUCAAAAAAUCGUAUAAUGAUUAAUAGGAAUAGUAAAAAAGAAUUGCAGUGCGAGGUGCUCAGUUCAACAGCAGAUCGGAAAAGUAAAACAUAUGUUAUUUCCAAGAAACAACGAUAUUAUUUGCGGCAUAAUCAUCUCACAGAAGACAUUCCUGUUGCUAUCAUAUUCAAGGCAAUGGGUUUUGAAUCGGACAAAGAUAUUGUUUCUGCAGUUGGGAUCGAAGAAGAAAUUAUUUCUGCUUUCGCUCCAUCACUUGAAGAAUAUGUCAAUUGUCAAGUAUGCAACCAAGAAACCGCUCUUAAAUAUAUUACAUCAAGGAUAAAAGUUCGAAAAUUUGGAUCUAGUGCUGGACUUCCCAUUCAGGAUCUCGAAACUAUCGAUUUCCUUUCGAAUCUAAUGAUCUGUCAUGUUCCCAGUAAGGCUGGUGAUAUGAAAAUGAAAGCGAUUUAUCUUGGAUUAAUGGUCAGAAGAUUAAUUCAAGCAGAGAUGGGACAUAUUGAAUGUGAUGAUCGUGAUUUCUAUGGUAAUAAACGUCUUGAGCUUGCUGGUUCUCUAAUGGCACUACUUUUUGAAGAUGUUUUCAAAAGAUUCAACACUGAACUCAAAAGAAUAGCUGAUAGUAAUCUGGGAAAGACUAGAGCUGCGCCAAUGGAUAUCGUUAAAAAUAUGCGACAAGACUUGAUCACCAAUGCACUUGUUGAUGCUCUUGCUACUGGAAAUUGGAUAAUAAAACGUUUUAAAAUGGAACGGCAUGGUGUGACUCAGAUUUUGUCGCGUUUAUCUUAUAUAUCAGUACUUGGUAUGAUGACUCGUAUCAAUUCCACUUUCGAAAAGACUCGAAAGGUAUCGGGUCCACGUUCGCUUCAACCAUCCCAGUGGGGAAUGCUUUGUCCUUCAGACACACCAGAAGGAGAAUCGUGUGGUCUAGUCAAAAAUUUAGCUCUUAUAAGUCAUAUUACUACCGACAGUGAUGAAAAACCAGUUUUGCGCUUAUUAUUCAGUGCUGGAGUUGAAAAUAUUCAAUUAUUGCCUUUCGGUGAAAUACAUAAAAGAGAGAAUUAUACUGUUUUUUUGAAUGGCGUUAUUGUGGGAAUGACAAAGAAGCCACAACAUAUCGUUGACACUAUUCGUAGUGUUCGUCGAAGAGGCAUAUUAAAUGAAUUCGUUUCCGUUUCGACAAAUUCUCUGCUACGCUCAGUUCAUAUUGCAAGUGAUGGUGGUCGCCUUUGUCGCCCUUAUAUCAUUGUCACCCAUAGUCAGCCUCAUGUUACUCAGGAGCACAUUAAUCAGUUAAAACGACACCAUCGGAUAUUCGAAGAUUUCAUUGAUGAUGGCUUAAUUGAAUAUUUGGAUGUGAAUGAAAUGAACGAUGCAUCGAUUGCUGUUUAUGAAGAAGAUAUUAAACCUUAUACAACUCAUUUAGAGAUUGAACCAUUCACAUUAUUGGGUGUCUGUGCUGGUUUAAUACCUUACCCUCAUCACAAUCAAAGUCCACGAAAUACUUACCAAUGUGCUAUGGGCAAGCAAGCAAUGGGUUCAAUCGGUUACAACCAACAAAAGCGAAUUGAAUCACUCAUGUAUUUACUAGUUUAUCCGCAACGACCGCUUGUGAAGACUAAGACCAUUGAAUUUUGUAACUUAGAAAAACUCCCAGCAGGACAAAAUGCAAUUAUAGCUGUAAUGUCCUACAGUGGUUAUGAUAUUGAGGAUGCCCUCGUAUUAAAUAAAGCUUCGCUUGAUAGAGGCUUUCGUUUUAAAAUUGAUCUAAAAAUUCGUCUUAUAAGAUGGUCAAAAAAACUUUACUUUCUUUACUUUCAUCUUUGUUUUAAUUCUUAUUCGUUGAAAAUUGUUUAUUCAGGCUAUGGUCGAUGUUUGGUCUAUAGAAAUGCAGUAGCUACCGCCAGAAAAUAUCCCAAUCAAACAUUUGAUCGCCUAAUGGGCCCUACAUUAGAUGCUACAACUCGACAGCCUAUCUUUAAACACAGAGUCCUUGAUCAAGAAGGAAUUGUCUAUGUUGGUGCACGCAUUAUGCCUAAGCAGGUUAUGAUCAAUAAGCAUAUGCCUGUCGUUCAUAACGAGGGUGAAAAUGAGGUAAUAAAUCCUCGAAAUGUUGAAUAUCGAGAUGUUUCCGUAGUUCUUCGCCAGCCAUUACCAUAUUACGCUGAGCGUGUACUUUUAACAUAUAAUGAUGAUGAUGCCCAUUUGAUCAAAGUACUUUUGAGGCAAACUAGAAGACCAGAGUUGGGUGAUAAAUUUAGUAGCCGCCAUGGGCAGAAAGGAGUUUGUGGGCUUAUCGCACAGCAGGAAGAUAUGCCGUUUAAUGAUCUUGGAAUAUGCCCUGAUUUAAUAAUGAAUCCGCAUGGUUAUCCCAGCCGUAUGACUGUAGGUAAAUUGAUGGAGUUGUUAAGCGGAAAAAAUGCAAUUUUGACCGGAAAGUUUCAUUAUGGGACGGCUUUUGGUGGGGAUAAAGUUGCCGACGUUUGUGAAGAAUUAGCAGCUCGAGGAUUCAACUAUUUGGGAAAAGACAUGUUAACAUCAGGCAUAACCGGGCAACCACUUUCUGCAUAUAUUUAUUUUGGUCCAAUUUACUACCAGAAAUUGAAACAUAUGGUGCUAGAUAAAAUGCAUUCAAGAGCCCGUGGUCCUCGAGCUAUUCUUACAAGACAACCAACAGAGGGACGAGCACAUGAUGGAGGUUUGAGGUUAGGUGAAAUGGAAAGAGAUUGUUUAAUUGCUUAUGGUGCAAGUAUGUUGCUGAUAGAGAGAUUGAUGGUCUCCUCGGAUGAAUUUAAGGUCGAUGUUUGUGCAAAAUGCGGUCUGAUUGGUUCAAAAGCAUGGUGUCAGAUGUGUCGUUCUUCUCGAAACCUUGCAACCAUCAAGAUUCCUUAUGCUUGUAAAUUAUUGUUCCAGGAAUUGCAGUCAAUGAAUAUCAUUCCGAAAAUUAAUCUAAAAAAAUACAUUCAAUGA